Pomacea canaliculata is the source of this 2287-nucleotide messenger RNA. RefSeq names its product alcohol dehydrogenase [acceptor]-like. Gene Ontology annotation, molecular function: flavin adenine dinucleotide binding; oxidoreductase activity, acting on CH-OH group of donors. The record is from RefSeq and is a predicted model, not a curated record. The coding region runs from base 164 to 1963 and encodes 599 amino acids. NCBI's taxonomy places the organism in Eukaryota, Metazoa, Mollusca, Gastropoda, Architaenioglossa, Ampullariidae. The transcript has 12 exons.
AGGCUAUAAAUAGCUUGUAUCUCUCUCGUCGUCUGCUUUUCUCAGUCAUGUAGGUCACAUCCUCGACCUCCCCUGCUGACUGUGCUCAGCAGUAUGUCUGUGCUCUAAAUUUUCAGCUUGCUUCAUAGUACUUAGAGUGAUCUGAACCUUCACGGUCCUCAGCAUGGGUUCAUUCGUGUGGAAUAUUGCACUUCCGGCGAUGGUGACGGUGGCAGCCAUUUUGCUGUACCGUUGCAUCACUGACAAAGAGACAAGGAUCCCGCUAGCCAAAACGCUUAACGACUCCUAUGAUUACAUCAUCGUUGGAGCUGGGUCUGCUGGCUGUGUGCUAGCCAAUCGAUUGUCAGAGGACAGUGACGUCACCGUCCUACUUCUAGAGGCGGGUCCAGAUGACCGCGACUACCCCAAUGUGUCGGUACCCGGAUUCGCGGAGUACAACUACCAUUCGGAAAUCGACUGGGAAUACUACACUGAGCCUCAAGAAUUUGCCAUGAACGGCUUUGAAGAAAAUAGAAGCUUUUGGCCUCGAGGACGAGUGCUGGGAGGAACCUCCAACUUGAACAGCAUGCUGUACAUCCGGGGCCAUCGACUGGACUUCGACACGUGGGCAGAGCAAGGCUGCGAUGGCUGGAGCUACAAGGAGGUUUUACCUUACUUCAUCAAGUCCGAGGAUAACCAAAACGAAGACUAUGUCAAAUCAGGUUACCAUGGCAAGGGUGGACCCUUAAAGGUGGCAAGCCACAAGACCAUGCCCCUGACUGACCUGUGGCUGCAGGCUGGACGUGAGAUGGGGCUACAAGAGGUGGAUCCCAAUGGAGAAAAUGUGGAAGGUGUGGUGCUGACCCAGGCCACAGCAGCUGACGGGUAUCGGUGGAGCACAUCGCGAGCUUUUCUGUACCCGGUACUUGACAGACCCAACCUUCACAUCGGUGUCAACGCUCACGUGACAAAGGUCAUAUUCGAAGGUAAGCGCGCCGUUGGGGUGGAGUUUAUUCGCAAAGGGAGAAAACAACGUGUAAGAGCCCAGCGGGAGGUAAUUCUAUCAGCCGGUGCUGUAGGUUCGCCUCAGAUCCUCCAGUUGUCCGGAGUCGGACCAAAAGAUCUUCUCGAAAAGUUAAAGAUCCCAGUGGUUGCAGACCUUCCUGUAGGAGAUAAUCUUCAUGACCACGUCUUCUUUUCCUACAGCGUGGGUGUGAAGAAACCGGUUGGUGUGGCUCCAGAGGACUUGACCUCUUUCUGGACAUGGCUUCAGUACACGCUUUUUAAAACCGGCCACUGGGCGUCCCCUAUUUCGGUCGAAGGACAGAUUUUCGUCAGCACGGAUGACGAGAGCAGAAAGAUGAACUGGCCGGACCUCCAGAUCAUGCUGCAGGGUCGUCUGUGGACAACCGAGACGCUGAAGAACUUCCGCUAUACAAAAGAGACCAUUGAACAAGCGAAGCGAAGAGAUGAGUUUAAGUAUGGGUUUCCCUGCCUGGCCUCACUACUGCGACCAAAGAGCCGCGGGACUUUGCGCAUCAAGAGUGCGGACCCUUUCGAAUACCCGGCCAUCAACCCACACUACCUAGAGCACCCGGAUGAUCUAGCACUGCUCGUGAGAGGCAUCCGAGUGUGUCAGCGACUUGUUGCAACUCCAGCCAUGCAGUCGGUGGGUGCAGAGGCCACAGACGGACCUUCCAAGUUCUGCUCUCAGUUUUCAUUUGAUUCCGAUGCCUACUGGGAAUGCCUGGUGAGACGCAACGUUCUGACCAUCUACCACCCGAUCGGCACGUGCAAGAUGGGCGCCGCUACUAGUGACAGUGCUGUGGUGGACCCGCAGCUAAGGGUGCGGGGACUAACAGGACUCCGAGUGGCUGAUGCCUCGGUGAUGCCAGUGAUGACAUCGGGAAACAUCAAUGCUCCGGUGAUCAUGGUGGCCGAGAAGGCCGCUGACCUCAUCAAGGCUGCUCGUGCUCAGAAUUAACAUACGGGUGUUCAAGUGUUCAAGAGGGUGUAGUAACCAUCGCGAGAAAGAAAAGUCAUCUGGGACGAGUCCUGUGUUGUCCCUCCCUCGCCCCGCUGUGUGCUUACAUUAGUCUAGUCUGAGAAGAUGAGACAUCGGUCAUCUUAAAACAUGUUUAGGUAUUUGAGUUGUUGUAUUUUCGCAAAACCUUUUUUCUUAUUUACUUUCUACUCUGAUUAGCGGUCCUUAUUUGUUAUUCAUAAUAAGAUGCAGUGCCUGACAUGUUAGAUAUCAAAUUGACGAGCAAGUUUUAAACUCCACAUUAAAUCGAUUAAAAUGACAAUG